Cydia fagiglandana is the source of this 10179-nucleotide messenger RNA. RefSeq names its product kin of IRRE-like protein 2. NCBI's taxonomy places the organism in Eukaryota, Metazoa, Arthropoda, Insecta, Lepidoptera, Tortricidae. Bases 394 to 3234 code for a protein of 946 amino acids. The transcript has 22 exons. Gene Ontology annotation, molecular function: protein binding. The record is from RefSeq and is a predicted model, not a curated record.
CGAAGUCAGUCGGGCUUCGGCGCUCGUGUAGUAAGGACGUGUGUCUACGUCCGUUUGCAUCGCGCGCGGCGUUUACGAUCGUAAAACAACCCUUGAUGAGUAACAGACGUCGACUUUACAACGUUAAAUGGAUUUCAGUGUUUUGUGAAACGUGUUUAAAUUCGUAUUUAUUGGGAAUCAGUGUGUGAUCGUUAGGAUUUAUUGUGACGGAUUAGUGUUUUAGAUUUUUUAUAGAUGCCGUGUUGUGUUCUGUGUUAAAAUAAAAUAGUGAACUGUGUUUCUACUCCUAUUGGAAUUGUUGGAAGAUAUAAACAGAUUCCAUCAACGUAGUGUGAGUGUGUAAAAUGAGAGUGAGCUAGUGAUGUACCAGUGUCGAUAAUAGUGCCGCGCAACAUGUCGGUGCUUUUGGCUAUCGGCGUUUUGUUGAUGCAGUGCGCUUGGAGCCGGCAGGAGAAUCUUAUUGAGGAAUCAACGGCCAUUGAAUCUCUACACGCACCGACCGGGGGCGGCGUCGAACUGCCUUGUGACGUCACACCAGCUUUACCCGAUGACCGAAUGGGGCUGGUCAUCUGGUAUAAGCAGGGCCACGACGCGCCUAUAUACUCGCUUGACACCAGAGAGGGCGUGACGUCACACUGGUCAGACCCCGGCACUUUAGGCACCCGAGCGACAUUUCGCAGUGACACUAGGCCCGCUGUGCUAGUGCUCACUAAACUUAGACCUGAAGACAGUGGGCAGUAUCGAUGUCGAGUGGACUUCAUCAAAUCGCCGACAAAGAACACGAGACUCAACCUCACAGUGCUCAUACCACCAGAGAGGCUGAUCAUCCUCAACCAGGAGGGGAAUGAGGUCCAGGGAGGCAUACUCGGGCCCUACGAUGAAGGGGCUGAGGUCAAUUUGACCUGUGUCGCCGUUGGGGGUCGCCCAACAGCAAGGGUGUCAUGGUGGAAGUCGCACGCCCUGCUCGCAAAUUCUGAAGCUAGAGCUGCAGUCAGUUUUAGGCUGCAGCGGUCAGAUUUGGGCACGGAGGUCACUUGCCAGGCCGUGACAGACCCAUCGCUGGCGCCGGUCUCCGAGAGUCUCUCCAUCGACGUAAACCUGCGUCCCCUCUGGGUCCGACUGCAAGGCGGCAAGCGCCCCCUAGUGGCCGGGCAGAAGACUGAACUCAUCUGCCAAGCUGUAGGCGCGAGGCCCAAACCCUCAAUCACAUGGUGGCGAGGCGGUACCAAGCUUAAGAAUGUUAGAGAAACUACCUCUACCGAUGGUAACAUCACCAACAGCAUCCUGACCUUCGAGCCAGCCAUUGACGACGCAGGCAGGGUCCUGUCUUGCCGAGCGACCCAACCUUCCCUACCUCACUCUACCCAUGAAGAUGGGUGGAAGAUGGAGAUCCAACAUCUACCGCUAGUGAAGCUUGAGUUGGGAGCGAACCUGGACGCCAGCAAGGUCGUAGAGGGUUCUGAUGUGUACAUCGACUGCAGAGUGCGAGCAAAUCCUUGGCAUACGCACGUACAUUUCACUCACAAUGACAUGGUAGUGAAACCCGGACCCGGAGUCCUGGUAGCCAACCAGAGUCUGGUGCUCCAGAAGGUGUCCAGGAAAGCGGCCGGGGCCUACGUCUGUGCCGCCAGGAAUGCCCUAGGAGAGGGCUUUAGUGAAAAGCUCAUGCUGGAUGUUAAAUAUACCCCUACGUGCAAGUCUUCGCAGCCUGCCCUUCUGAGGGCUGCCAGAGGAGAGCUCAUCGAAAUUGAGUGCGAUCUAGACGCCAAUCCAAAGGAAUCCAUGACGUACCAUUGGUGGUUCAACAGUUCUGCCCACAGCAAGCAUGAGCUCACGGCGGCUUCCACGCUAAACGCAGCGCAGAGUGGCACAUAUUUAUACAUGGUCAACACAUCAUCGGACUAUGGAUGGGUCCAAUGUGCCGGUACUAACACCGUUGGCAGGCAGACGAAGCCGUGUCUCUUCCAUAUUUUACCUGCAGAUAAACCCUCAGCAGUCAAAGCGUGUGAGAUUACGAACGUGACGUACGACUCUUUGACUCUGAACUGCACUCCGGGGCACGACGGCGGUAUUCGGCAGUCUUUCUUAUUACAAGUAUUCGACAUGGGCACGGGCCUACUCUUAGCUAAUGUGAGCAGCGACGAGCCAGAGCUGUAUGUGUCUGGUCUCUCGGCCAGUAACUCUCUCUCAGUGGCAGUCAGGGCGUACAAUAGGAAAGGGGCCAGCGAGCCUUUGACAUUAACUUCUAGUCUGCUUAAAUAUCCUCAAAGACAUACAGCCCAAGUCCCCGUGAAAGUGGAGCUGACGACAGUUCUGAUAAUCGUGCUGGUGUCAGUUGGAGUUAUCGCCGCCAUGACGGCGGUGUCCGCCACCGUCUUCUGUUGCAAGCACUGCAAUAAGAAAAACAAUAAAAAUGAAAAAGACAAGAGACAGCAGGACGAAACAUCUAACGUGCCUUUGACAGGCACAAAAGAGUCGGACAGCGUCGACAGUUUGGAUAAAAACCCAGAUAUCAUCCCGCUAGAUGGUAAAAUCAGCGACAGCUGCUCCAACAAGUCCUCAACAACCGACUACAGUUCAAUACGGCCGUUAAUAUCAAAGAAUCCGGCAGAAAAAUACGACUCCGUCCCACCGAACUGCGACAGAUUCUACGAUCACAACAUAGACCCAUGCAAUCACUACAUACAAAUCCGUCCUAUGGAGUACAGGGUACGGCCGACAUACCAGCCUAAUCCCAUGGCGAGUCUUGGGCCUAGUAUACAGAGUGUUAUGCCUAUGAGCAGCUUGGGAGUCCCGAACGUUGGGCCGAAUGAUUGUCAUAGGCCGCCGUAUGAUAAAGUGUACGAGGACUGGCUGAAGUAUAAGAACGCAUUGCCGUUGAAUACUAGUGGUUUGCUUCCAGCCGAGCAGCUAAUGCCGCCUGAACUCUACGCCACCCCUCCCCUAUCGCUCUACAGCAACCCCCGCACCCCCCUCCCGCUCCCCCUCCCAGAGCUCGACCACCGGUACCUGGAGAGGGACGGCCGGUGUUCUAACUCGCCCCCGGUCCGGUUCAACACGGAUAAUAGUGUGUAUUAUAAUAAGAUGAUGGAGAGGAGUACGAAUACAUUACCGCAUUUGAAGAGGAUAAAUGGUAACACAAUGAAUCAAAAGCCGACUGAACUCAAACAAAGUGCCGGUAAAUCUACGGACACAAGUUUAGAACCUGUCAAAAUGGGCAGUCAAGAGUGCUAAACAAGUGUCAAGUGUUGCCAGUGUGACUAUUACGGCCAAAUGACACUCUCAGUGUUGCCAGAGUGACUUGUGGCCUGAUAUACUUGUAUAGGUUAAGAAAUCAAGAAUUUUAAAAGUGUUUUAAGUGUAGCUGUACAAUAUUUUAUGACAGUAUUACAGCAAAACGGUGUUUUAACGUGUUCAUUAUAUAACACAACGGAGUGUAAUCUGGUUUUGAUACGGCGAAAAUUACUUGUAGUAAAACAUCGGUCUAAAGAUUAUGUUGUUCUAGUGACAAAUGGGUUUAUUUUGCUCCCUGGGGUUUGGUCAGAUGUUUAAAGAGGUAUUAAUGUUUAUUCUUAUCAGAAUAUAGGUAGGAAUGUUGAACUUGCAUAUUUUAUUGCAUGAAAUGGUUAAUGUAACCCCGAUUCACGUUGUAAUGAAACUGUCACUUUGACUAAAUAUUUAUAAGAAUUAGGAGGAUAUUCUUUCAAUCAAAUAUUUUUUUUUAACAUUUAUCCAGUACAUUAAAGUUAGUCCAAGAAAAGUCUGCAUCGAUUUUGAUAGAUACGCAGUGCAAGUGUUAUUUAUAUCAUAAUUUCAUAGAAGUUUGUCGUUUAAAACAACACUUACACUGCGUGGGCUAUCUAAAUCGCUGCAUAAUUGUCUUGGUCUAGCUCUAUUAGAAGUUUGUCAAUUUACUUAUAUAUUUAUUAAUGCUGGUACAAUACUUAAAUUGAGUAAAAAAGAAAAAUAGGACUUUUUAAAUACCUUAUUUUGUUUUAACCGUUCUCGAACAAAAAAAAUAUCAUUAUUCCAUUCCUCUUAUAAAGUAUGAUUAUUUCUCGAUAUAUUUAUUUCUCAUUUUGAAUUAAAUGAUCACCCAAAAAUCACUGCCUUAAAGUAAGUACUUGAAUCACGCUCAUUUAAAACCUACAGGGCGAAAUAUAGCGAUAGUAAAAAUAAUAGUAGGGCUGUCACCGUUUUAGAAAAUAUCCAGGGAAUGUAAAACACCCUAAGUUUUGGAACCAAUAAUUGCAUGUAAAAAAUCUUAAACUCCCAUUUUAAACACCGAGAGCGCACUUUGGAACCCUCUAGUGUUGCAGGUGUCCUUGUGCGACGGUAAUUGCUUACCAUCAGGCGAUUCGUCUGCUUGCCUCCUACAUCAUAAAAAAAACUUGUCAAAUAAUUUCAAUUCCAAGGGGUGUAUAAGACUGAGAAAUGUAAUUAAAUCUCAAUACAUAGUUAGUAUUAGUUGUGAUUUACUGAUUUACACCAUUUUUAAAUCGAUCAUAAUAUUAGGUUUAGAAGAAAUUAUCAUUUUGUUUGAUUUAAACAAAUUAAAUACAUUAAAAUUAAUCAGAUAUCAUGUUAAAUAAAUAACUCAUCGUAUCUUAUGACAUUUUAAACUCAAUUGACUCAAAUGCGUUCAGUUUUUUGAUGCCCGGAGGCCGAUUUUUAACUGAAUUUAACAUUUGUUAAUAGUUUUUGAUCUUGUUACGAUAUGACCUUGACAUGGCUCGCAGCGCAUCUCACGCGCAUCAAUGAGUGCGAGCGAAAUGCAUAAUGAUAUGACUCUAUGACCCGUGUGCGGGACCAAUCAGCUUCAGCGAUUUUCAAGGUCAUGUCAAUAUCAAAACAUUAACAAAUAGUGAAAAAUCUACCCCCCGCUAUAACAAAAUCCAGCGUGAAAAUAACGUAGCGAUAUUAUGAUGCAUACAAAUUAAUUAUUAUUUAUUUUGAUACAACGAUAAAGUUCUUAAUUAAUUUAAACGUGCCCAAUGUCCAAUAUCAUUUUGUCUAAUACAGAUGUUACUAAUAAAUUUCUAGAAAUCAAAAACAGCUGAUUUGUCUAAUCAAAAUACUCCUAAAAUUAAACCAAAUGUAAUUAAUUUCCUAAUAAAAUUGUUUCAAACGCGUUUUUUUUAUUUAUAAAGAUAAAGAUAAAAAUUAUCUUUAUCUUUAAUUUAUUUAUGUAAAAGCCGUAUCAACGAUAUUAAGAUAAAAACUGUAAAUAAAAACAUGUAAAUAGGUACAUAUUAUUAUACAUAUGUAUAGGUAUACACAAGUAUGUUAUACGAAAAGUUGCCAUAUAGUUAAAGUUUUAGAACGUAUAAAAUAAAAUAAAAUAGUUUAAGUAAUAUAUGAGACGAGCUUUCUGUUUUAAGAUGAUGUCGUGACUUUAUUUAAUUUAGAUUAAUUAAUAUGAGUAAGUUGAAAUUCAAUUUUAUUUUUAAAAAGUAAUUUUGAACUGUUUUCCAACGCUGUUUCAUUAAAACGUUUCAAACUAAGUAACAGGAUGUGAGAAAUAUGAGCAAAAAGCAUUCGCCUUUGUUCAUUGCAUAUAUUUGUAUUUAAUUCCGGUUAUUAAGUUUUAUAAUGGAAUUUUAUAUUUUGUAACAUGUCUACUACUUUAAAGUUUAAAGAUACUUUUUUUUCUUUUCAUCUGUGUAAAGCGAUUUUAGCCAAAUAACAUUAAAUUCUUGAAUUCCGUGUUAGAAAACUGUUCAAAGUUAAACUUAUCUAAAUCAAACCACUUCUGAAGUGUAAAAUUAUUGGCGAAAUAUUUCAGAAAUCUAAAUUGAAAUUAUGCGAGCGUUAAAAUAUUUUUAAAUUAUUGCGGCUUUUUCAAAGCGGUGUUGUUACGUAACUUUAAUAGUCAUUUACGAUACAAGUGCGAAAACUAGGAAAUUAACGAAUUACCUAUUCGCACGUGUAUAAUACAACGAUGCACAGUAGGUACAUAUGUCCCUUUAACCUUUCGACGUAAUUAUGUUACGUGGGUAAUGUACUUGUAUCGUUAAUAACUAUUAAAUAUUUUAUGUGAUAAUAAGAUAUUUAAUUAGUAUUAGGCUCAUUGACAUGAAACAUUAUGAUUGUGGCAGUAUUUUUAUUUUGUAUUUAUUUCGAUGGUAAGAAAAUAAAAUUUUAGAAUUAUGUCAUUAAAUAAAAUAAAUAAAAUUUGUUGUUUAAAUUUAUUCUCACUAAUACUAUUGUAAUUUUUUAUAUUGUCUCAUGUAUAGAAGCCCUGAUAUAACAUUUGAAUUUAAUUAUUAAUUACUUUUAAACAUUUUAAUUUUAAUUUAAUCUGACCAAAUUGUAAAAGAGGCGCAAAUCUUAGAAAUAAGAUUAUUUCUCUUGAAUUUGUACAAUAAUACCUAAUUAUGACGAUUUUAAAAAUUCCUUUAAUACAAGAAUAAGUGUAUUCUUUUGUUCAAUGUGAAAUUUUAUUAGGUACACAAAUCAGUGUGAAAAAAUAAGCAAGUAUAACUAAGGUAAGAUGGGGUUAUAGAAACAUCGGGGCUGUAAAACACUUGUAAAGAUUCCUCAUACUGUUUCUUUUACCCCACGUGACCUUAAAUGUAUUUCCUUGUAUUAAUAGAGGUCUAACGUUUCAAAGCGUUAAUUGUAUUUUAGACCUUUAAUCAUAAAUAGCAUAAAGCCAUGAGGUCCGUUUUUGAAACAACACAAAAGUUGGAGUUGGCCAAAAGUUCAUUAAGUCACUCACUUUGAAAUAAAAAGUUUCAAUAUUCAAGAAUUUUCAAUGAACUACAAUUUUCAAAUUUCUAAAAAUAUCAAUAGUCAAAAAUGUAUUCUCCAGGUAAACCUCAACGGAUUUCACAAGUCAACAACAUUUACAAUGACAUUACAUUUUACAUAACAUGUAACAACUUAACUUUUCUUUGACUGACUAGAAGUGCAAAUGUAAAAGGAAGAUAAUUCUUAGGGCCAAAUUCGGAUUUUGAAAUAGACAUCUAUUAGAUAUCUUUUAGACAUCACCAAGAUACGAUAACGAUAUGUUUAAGAUUUAACCUGUCAAAAUUGACAUUUGCGCGAUUCUGGAGAUACUCUUGAACGAUUUCCACAGGAUAUGACUUAGAUAUCCAAUUCACAUCUAAUCUAACUAAGAUUCUUACUCUAUCUAACGUAAGAGUGACAUUGGUUGCCCGAAUUGCGUUGCAAAAGAGAACUAGUUGAUAUCUAAACUAUAACGUAUCUAGAAUGGAUCUAGUACGUGUCGUCUCUUGUGAAUAUCUUGAAGUUCGAAUACGGCAGUUAAACUCCCAUUUACAGAUACGAGCUCACUUUGAUAUGGAGCGGAAAAUCGCAAGACAUUAAAAGGCGGAUAGUACAAGAUAGUUUAAACUUAAAAACAAAGGCAAAUUAAAUUAAAGACAGUUUCAUUUAAAUUCAUGAAAUAGAAACUUGCCCACGAUUACUUGGCACUUUAAAAAUGUCUGUAGGCCCGAUUUAAAAGUUAGGGAGUGGGAGAGACAUUUUUUGGACCUUCGAAGCGAGUAUUUACUUGUUCAAAAAACGUAUUUAGAUCAUUAAACUACGACCAAGACCACCGGUGGACGGGCAGCUGCGUCCCUCAAAUUCGAUGUACUCGACUGCGAUCGCCAACCCGCCUGCCAAGCGUGGCGAUUAUAGGUUUAGGUUUAAAGAUAUUUAUUCUCAUAAAAGACAUACAAGUCACUUACACGAGAACAGAGUUACAAAGUAAAAGUAAUCUUAUCUACGGUAGCAUACAAAAGUCGCUCGAUAUUAUGGCAUACACCCCCCAAUGGGGGAGGCCUAUGUUCAGCAGUGGACAUCUUAUGGCUGAGAUGAUGAUGAGAUCAUUAAAGUUGAUAUGUAUUUACAAAACUACUUAAUACCUAGGUACCUACAGCGAGCUGCAAUAUUAUUAAUGAAUUCAGACAUAUGGCAAUGCAAUUGUAUGGCACAAAAACACCAUACUUAUGGGAAAAAUACAGAGCAACACAACAUGAAGUUAUGUAAAUAUAGUUAAAAUUUAAAAAUGUGACAUGAAAAGAAACUCGGUACAAAAAUAGAUUGCGACCAAGUAAGACGUUAGAGAAAAUGUUAAAAGCUAAGCAGCAAAGUGUUCAAACGGAAAAUAGCAAUUGAAAAUGUGACUGGGGAACCAAUACGCGGAAAUGUAUUUUAGAAACGGGAAGUAACAAUUUGUGUCCUCGUACGGGGACCGGGAAUUAUUCUCAGAACUUAGCUACAUGGAGUGCCUAAAGCGAACCAUUGUUGAUGUGAUUUUUAGGAUUCCGUAGCCACAAUGGCACAAACGGAACCAUUAUGGUUUAAUCAUGACCAGUCGGACAUGAACAGACAGACGUCCGUUCGUCUGUCUGUCAGCCUGUACGUAUUUCACUCGAAAAUCAUAAACUUUUUAAUUAAAUUAGGAACAUAGAUGUAUUUUGUGAGCCGCUACUAAGUUUAGAAGUUAAAAUAUAACAAAAAUAAAAUGUUGUAUCCUCUCUCCAUAUACCGGGUGUGGCCUGUAAGACGAGCAAAAAAUUUAACUGUAGACUGUACUCCUCAUACUGACGAACAUUUGUUCAGCGACUUUUAAAAAUAACUUGUGGUUUGAUUUUUAACACACUUUAAAAUUUAUUCUAAGACGCAAUGUACUUAUUGCGAAUUUUGUUAUAUCUAAGGCAUGACAAGCAACGUCAAUCACAAAUGAUAUGGCAUGGCGAAUUGGCGGUGGCGUCCAUUGAAGAUAAUAUUUAUUUUGUAUGAAAAAUAGGAAGACUAAAUACUUCAUAAUUUUUAAAAGUUGUUAAAGAAAAGUGUCACCGUUUGAGGAGUACAAUCUAUGUUAUAAUUAUUUGCUCGUGUUACAGGCCACACCCGGUAUGUAACCAUAAGUAAAAAAAGUGUAGGUACUUUUAUAUAAUACUCCAGUCCUCGCUCCAUAAAACGAACUGGAAAAUUCAUUCUACAGAGCUACUAUAGAGCUCAUAAAGCGUCUUUUACUUUAAUAGACGUUGCAUUCGAGGAACUAUUUGCAGUAAAUGUAAACAAGCUACGUUAAAACGCAGUUUAAUUUCUGUUUUAUUUCGCUAUGCGAGUAAAUUAUUGUAAACUACAUGUUGUUUAACCUCUAACCGCCCAGAGACCUAUAAAAAGGUCUCCUGUUCCAUUCUAAUUUGAACUUUGUGUUGACCAAAUAAAUUUUCAUUUUGCUUGGCAAGGUUUGACGUAUGGGCGGCUAGGUGCUUUUAAUUGAAACCGCGGUGACCGCGUUGGAUCCUGUCACCGAAAUUGACGGUGUAUUAUUUGCAUAAUUUAAACUUUAACGUUGCAUUUUCCAAUUUAAUGCAGCAACAUUUGGUUAUGGUUGUGUUAUCACACGUUUAUCUAAUACACUACGGUAUCCCGUAGUGUGCAUAAAAUGGAUGUGUAAUAAUAAUCAUACAUAGUUUAUUUUCCUCGGGACAAGCGAAACAGUACUUACCUAUAAUUAAUGUGGACUCCCUUCCAGAGCUUCCCCGGUGUUUUUCUUACCCCCCAUAAACUUACUGUACUUAAGUGUACGGCCUCAGUAGCGAGAGUCUAGCGUCAGCGUGCAGAGUAGCGUCAAGGUUUCAAAAGAUUUGAGGGGCGUGCUCUGGGGCCGCACUCAUACGUUGUCAUUUGUUUAACCUGCACGCCGCGUCGGACGCUCCGCUGGUCGCCCCGCUUAUCGCCCCGUUCGACCUUUCACUCCAUAUAAAAUGUAUCAAACAUUUAUAAAACAGGAUUAUUAUAAGUAUCAUAACUGUCCCGCGUCACAACUUGCUGAGAAUCGUAAAUGCCCUGAAACGUCAAACAAUAUCUCGGCCCUAUAGAAAAGUAAAUUUGCUUUGGCCACAUUGUAUUAAUAAAAACAAUGAUAGAAAAAAUCAAGACUUUCAACAAUUUCAACGUUCGAUGUUUUUUUUUAACAUGUUAAUUAACAGAUGAUAUUACAGGUAUUUAUUAAGUGUAUCUUAAACGAUAAUAUAUUGUGUUAGUAUUGGGAUGUUUGUAAAAUCGUCAUAAAUCUAGAUUUUAUAUGGUAAUUAUGGUUUGUAAAGUACUUAUAGUUGAUUCGCCUAACUCGCUUUAAUUUGUGUACUUUGAAAAAGCGUAUAUCGUUUCACGAUGUUCUUUUGGGAAUAAUAAAUGUCAGUUUUUAAUGUG